AUGUUGUUAGUGCCUCUCUACUUCAUACUGGGCGUGCUUACAGCAACAUGCACUGGCAGAGCACAGAAUAACUGCGCAAAUAAUAAGUGCGAAAUGCUCGGCGCUACCGAAAUCUGCACCCAGUGUAACGCCGGGUAUGUCCCCAUCGGCGGCGUCUGCACUGCGCACAACGAUCAGGCCGUUGUCGCUGGGACCGGCGCCGGCUGCCAAAAGACAGGGGACACGGCUGUUGACGGGGGGUCCACCGUGUGUGAGAAGUGCACCGAGGCCAACUACUUCCUCUUUAUGGGCGGCUGCUACAAGACAGGCGAGGCCCCCGGAAAUCUGAUCUGCACGGCCGCAGCCUCUGGGAAGUGCAGCGCCUGUGUUGAGAACGGGAAUGUCUUCAAGAACAAGAAUAGCAGCCCAACGCUCGGUACAGAGUGCAUUCUGUGCUCAGACGACACAGGCUCGAAUAACAACAAGGGCGUUGCUAACUGCGCGACGUGCACUGCCCCGUCGGCGGACUCGGGCACCGCCACCUGCAAGACGUGCUUGCCUGAGUUUGCUCUUGACGGGUCGGCGAAUGCAUGUAUAUCUAACAGUGGUACUGGUGGAAACGUCAACAAGAGCGGCCUCUCCACUGGUGCUAUUGCAGGAAUCGCCGUGGCCGUUGUUAUCGUCGUCGGGGGCCUUGUGGGCUUCCUCUGCUGGUGGUUCCUCUGCCGGGGAAAGGCGUAG
Molecule: messenger RNA, 720 nt
Organism: Giardia duodenalis
Lineage: Eukaryota; Fornicata; Diplomonadida; Hexamitidae
Product: VSP
Exons: 1
Coding region: 1-720 (239 amino acids)
Source: RefSeq, a predicted model, not a curated record